Fukomys damarensis (Damara mole-rat) is the source of this 1324-nucleotide messenger RNA. Its product is annotated as guanine nucleotide-binding protein G(s) subunit alpha. The record is from RefSeq and is a predicted model, not a curated record. Gene Ontology annotation, cellular component: heterotrimeric G-protein complex. The transcript has a single exon. Gene Ontology annotation, molecular function: ionotropic glutamate receptor binding; insulin-like growth factor receptor binding; corticotropin-releasing hormone receptor 1 binding. Gene Ontology annotation, biological process: adenylate cyclase-activating dopamine receptor signaling pathway; sensory perception of chemical stimulus. Lineage: Eukaryota; Metazoa; Chordata; Mammalia; Rodentia; Bathyergidae. Bases 16 to 1200 code for a protein of 394 amino acids.
GGCCCCGCCGCCGCCAUGGGCUGCCUCGGAAACAGUAAGACCGAGGACCAGCGCAACGAGGAGAAGGCGCAGCGCGAGGCCAACAAAAAGAUCGAGAAGCAGCUGCAGAAGGACAAGCAGGUCUACCGGGCCACGCACCGCCUGCUGCUGCUGGGUGCUGGAGAAUCUGGUAAAAGCACCAUUGUGAAGCAGAUGAGGAUCCUGCAUGUUAAUGGGUUUAAUGGAGAGGGCGGCGAAGAGGACCCGCAGGCUGCAAGGAGCAACAGCGAUGGUGAGAAGGCCACCAAAGUACAGGACAUCAAAAACAACCUGAAGGAGGCUAUUGAAACCAUCGUGGCCGCCAUGAGCAACCUGGUGCCCCCCGUGGAGCUGGCCAACCCUGAGAACCAGUUCAGAGUGGACUACAUUCUGAGCGUGCUGAACGUGCCCGACUUUGACUUCCCACCUGAAUUCUACGAGCACGCCAAGGCUCUGCGGGAGGAUGAAGGAGUGCGUGCCUGCUAUGAGCGCUCCAACGAGUACCAGCUGAUCGACUGUGCCCAGUACUUUCUGGACAAGAUCGAUGUCAUCAAGCAGGCCGACUACGUGCCCAGUGACCAGGACCUGCUUCGCUGCCGUGUCCUGACCUCUGGAAUCUUUGAGACCAAGUUCCAGGUGGACAAAGUCAACUUCCACAUGUUCGAUGUGGGUGGCCAGCGUGAUGAACGCCGCAAAUGGAUCCAAUGCUUCAAUGAUGUGACUGCCAUCAUCUUCGUGGUGGCCAGCAGCAGCUACAACAUGGUCAUCCGGGAGGACAACCAGACCAACCGCCUGCAGGAGGCUCUGAACCUCUUCAAGAGCAUCUGGAACAACAGAUGGCUGCGCACCAUCUCUGUGAUUCUGUUCCUCAAUAAGCAAGAUCUUCUCGCUGAGAAAGUCCUUGCUGGGAAAUCGAAGAUUGAGGACUACUUUCCAGAAUUUGCUCGCUACACUACUCCUGAGGAUGCUACUCCCGAGCCCGGAGAGGACCCACGCGUGACCCGGGCCAAGUACUUCAUUCGAGAUGAGUUUCUGAGAAUCAGCACUGCUAGUGGAGAUGGGCGCCACUAUUGCUAUCCUCACUUUACCUGCGCUGUGGACACCGAGAACAUUCGCCGUGUGUUCAACGACUGCCGCGACAUCAUCCAGCGCAUGCACCUUCGUCAGUACGAGCUGCUCUGAGAAGGGAACCUAAAUUUAAUUAAAGCCUUAAGCGCAACUAAUUAAAAGUGAAACAUAAUUGUACAAGCAGUUAAUCACCCACCAUAGGGCAUGAUUAACAAAGCAACCUUUCCUUUUCCCCCCA